UUUCCCUUUAUCCGCAACGGCUAUAAAGGCAUUUAAUGAACUGAAACAAGAGAUUGAAAAUGCCUCAAUGAGUCCCAUAAAUCCUGAUCUACCCUUCACUGUUGAGACUGAUGCAUCUGACACUGUAAUAGCAGCAACACUGACCCAGGAAGGAAAACCUGUAGCCUUUUUCUCAAGAGGUCUGUCUCAUAGUGAACUAAAGCACAGUUCGGUUGAAAAGGAAGCAUAUGCAAUCGUGGAGUCAGUACGAAAAUGGAGACACUAUUUGCUAGGCAGACAUUUCAAACUAAUAACAGACCAGAAGUCUGUCUCUUUCAUGUUCAACUCUAAGAUAUCGGGGAAAAUUAAGAAUGACAAAAUCAUGAGGUGGAGACUAGAACUAUCAAGCUAUAGUUAUGAUAUUGUUUAUAGACCUGGUAAACUGAAUGUAGCUGCUGACUCUCUAUCACGAGUGUGCUCGAUGAGCGACAAAAUGAACAGACUUCAUCAAUAUCAUGAAAGAAUGUGUCAUCCUGGUGAAACUCGUAUGUAUCAUUGGAUAAGAAGCAAAAAUUUACCAUACUCCCUUGAUGAGGUAAGAAGAAUGACUGCUUCCUGUAAGGUAUGUUCUGAAGUAAAACCAAGAUUCUUCAAACAUGAUGGAAAAUUAAUAAAAGCAACAUCACCGUUUGAACGUCUUAGCCUGGAUUUUAAGGGUCCUCUUCCCUCUUCUACAAGAAAUCGGUAUAUGCUAACAAUCAUUGAUGAGUACUCACGAUUUCCAUUUGCGUACCCCUGUCCUGAUAUGUCCUCUUCGACUGUUAUUUGCAAACUGAAACAGUUAUUUUCAUUGUUCGGUACUCCUAGCUACAUUCACUCCGAUCAGGGAUCUUCUUUUCUUUCAAAAGAACUAAAGGAGUUUCUCGCUUUAAACGACAUUGCUUCUAGUCGGACUACUGCUUACAACCCUCAGUGUAAUGGCCAGGUUGAGAGAUAUAAUGGUAUAAUCUGGAGAACAGUAGAACUUGCCCUUAAGAACUAUCAACUUGACGUGACAAAGUGGGAAUUAGUUCUGGAUGAAGCUCUUCACUCUAUCGGAUCCUUGCUUUGUACUGCCACGAAUUUUACGCCACAUGAACGAAUGUUUGGACAUCCCAGAAGAUCACAAAAUGGUGUUUCCACACCAACCUGGUUGAUGACUCCUGGAAAAGUGUUGAUGAGACGUCCUAUCAGAAACUCUAAGUAUGAACCAAUAGUGCAGGAGGUGACAUUGCUGGAAGGAAACUCUGAUUACGCUCAUGUACGAUUGCCAGAUGGGCGUGAGACAACAGUGUCUACACGCAACUUAGCUCCUUGUGGAAAACAAGCUGAGAGAACAGAUUUUGAUGAUGAAUCAACACCGGAGAACCACACAAUGGAACUUAAUAGCGAUGUAAACUUAGUAGACGAGACCCAGGAUGUGUCUCAUCCCGAUGCAGAGGUGAUAGAAGAAUCUGCAACUCAAGAGCCUCUGCAAACCUUAAGGACUGAUGAAACACAAUCACAGAGACGAAGCUCAAGACAGAAGAAACUACCUUCUCACCUUAAAGACUUUAAAUUAUAUUAG
Messenger RNA from Macrosteles quadrilineatus (aster leafhopper), 1585 nucleotides. RefSeq lists its product as uncharacterized. The coding region runs from base 68 to 1585 and encodes 505 amino acids. Gene Ontology annotation, molecular function: nucleic acid binding. Lineage: Eukaryota; Metazoa; Arthropoda; Insecta; Hemiptera; Cicadellidae. The transcript has a single exon. Gene Ontology annotation, biological process: DNA integration. The record is from RefSeq and is a predicted model, not a curated record.